AUGAUCACUCCGUUGGACUUGAAUGAUGUCAUUAAGGAUAUAGAGCUUCUUUACACUUCUCAAGAUGCUGAGCAGAUACACUUUAUUCAGGAUAAACUACAAACUUACCAGAAAAGUGAGCAUGGCGAUGAACUAGGACUACAACUACUACAACAUCCACAUUCUACAGUUAAGUACUUUGGUGCAUUGACAAUUACAGUGUACCUCAAUACAUUUGGUUGUAACAAUUAUGAGCAAACUUUUCAACAAAUUCUGCUUGUCAUUAAGGAAUUGACCAAUGAAAACUUUUACUCAAACUUGUUUAUAAUAAAGAAGCUAUCGAGCUGCUUGUCAUUGAUCUACAUACAGAAUUAUCAACAUUUCGACCCUAUUCUUGCAUUUACAAAGUUGUUGAACCCUGAUACCACAUUAAUCACCAACUUUAUCACCAAUUUGCAAGAACCAAAACAAUUGGAACUUCUCCUAUACUUUUUAUCAACAAUAGCCGAGGAAGUACAAAAAAUUCCAUCUUUGGUAGCAGAGUUGCACUCAACCAUACACACUACUAUUUUCAAUCAUUUACAAAUUGUGCUUGAUUAUCUACUGCAGCAAUAUUCUCUGCUACCAGAAGAAUUCAAACUUCUCCUUCUUGAAUGUUUGAAUUCAUGGGUGGUUUACGCAUCAACGGCAGAGGCUCGUUCAGAAGUUAGGUACGCCGAUGACUUGGGUAUGUUUGUCAAUUUACUUUUAAAACAAUUGGACACCACUUUUGAUAUUGAUAAAAUGGAACUCUAUAACAAGACAUUUUCCGUUUUAACCGAGAUUGUUGAUCACAUUUCGCGAGCAAUGAAUCCAUUUAAAGCUACGUUGAUGGAUAUCUUCUUUGGCGGAAACAAGUUUGGAAUGCAAAUGCUAAAUACCAUAUUUGCAGACCAAGAAUUGAUGGAAACUUAUCGAUUGGAAAUAGACAACUACAUCAACUUGAUAAUUAGCUACCUUGAACUCAACAUCAUUCAACUUACGAGAAACAUUUCACACGACGAUACCGCAAGAAUCAUACAAACGGUCAUUUCUUUGACAAAUGCCCCUGGCCAACCAAUAGCAGAAGAGAAUAUCAGUUUUCAAUUGAUAUCAUUUUGGGAUGAAUUUGCUAACACUUUGAUUGAUGAUGCCGAUGUGUUGAAGGAAUCAUUUCCAACACUUUUGGCCGACAACAAGCGAAGAAGUCACGAAAUUUUGAUGGAAGUGGCUGUAUCCUAUUUUAAAAAGAUUCAAAGAAACUCAGAUAAUGUGUCGCAAGAGUUUACACGCUACCGCGUUCUAGUGUCCGACUUGUUCAUUGUACUUUACUCUAUCUUGGGCGUACCAAUAUAUGCAACGUUGUGCAAUACUGUGGGGACAGAUUUAACUCAAAGUGAAGCAGCAUUGUAUUUACUUCAUAAAAUUACCGUUGACAUUCAAUUUUUCGAUGAUGAGGGGGAUGACGAAAACUCAAGCACUUAUCCGUUGAUACUUGAAAUUGCAAAAGUGUUCGAAAAGAAUGUACUAGCAUUAGUGGAGAACCACAUUGGUAACGAAUACUUCACUACAAGCUUACUCAAUUUCAUUUCAGUUUUGCCAUUCUUUUUUAAAUCCAAAACUGGGAGCCAGUAUCUUGCCCCUAGUUUUGAUUUUCUAUUUCGAGUCAUAACAACUCAUAAAAAGGGGAACUUGCCACUAAUAGCGUCGCGUACAGUUUUCCGCAUUUGUCAAGAUGCCGAGGAGAAUCUCAUUCCUUUCUUACCACAAUUGGAGUUGGUAUUGGUUGAAAUGUUGCAAAACCCAGCAAUUGACAAUGUUAUUCGGGAAAGAAUCACCAAUUCAUACAUUUCCAUAGUUCGGUCAAGGAAAAUUGCAUCAGAAUUGGGUGAAAAAAUAUUUGCAAUUUUGCAAGUGAUUGAUCAACAGAGGGGUAAAAUAAAUGAUGAAUCUUUAGAGGAUUAUGCAAUCAGUUUAGUUGCAUGUAUUGACGAAAUUGGAAAAGCUUGUGCAUAUCCUGAAGAAAUUGACGAAUAUUUAAAUGAAGAUCAGCUACAACAAGUCAAGGCAUAUUGGAAUGAAGAUCCUUCACAAAUUAGAAGUUUGAUAUUGCAACAAUUGAGAGCGUUUUCACUUGACUCGCCAUUGUUGGCUGAAAAGACGAUUGUGACUGAAAAAUGUUGUAGCAUACUCAAAAGUGGAUUUAAUGAACCCAUUGUGGGACCAUUUACAUUUGACUUGGACUUGAUUUUUCAGUACAUCCUUGCCAAGUUACAAGUUUCAACUCCACAUUCAAUUGAUUAUUUGCAUCAAUUGAUUGUAAGUGUGGUGUUAACCCACGCAAGGGACAUAAAUGAAAAGCGAUUUGAAAAUGUAUUGAUCCUGGCUUUUGUUGACAUUCGAUCUACUAUUGAAUCUGAUGAAGAUUUGAUCAAGUCGUCGUUAGAUGCAUUUGCUGCUAUAGUCGACACUAAACCGAAAUUGAUAUUGUAUACCCCUGUUUUGGAAGGAUUUGUGUUUCCCUUUGCCUUGAAUGCAUUUGCCAAACAAGAAGUCCCAAUUAUUCGAUCAACAAUCAAAUUUUGGAAUGCAUUAAUCACAACAAAGAAAGGUGUCCAACAAGACCAAGAAGUGGUGAGGCAUUGGAUGACAGCAGAACAAAAUGGUGUCAGUUUGGGUUUCCAGUUGACUAAUCAGUUGAUGAAUGCAUUCAUGGCUUCACCAAGAUCAAGUUUAGAUUAUUACUAUCCUUUGUUUAGAUACCUCAUCAAUAAGUAUCCAUUAGAGAUUAAAAAAUGGCUUUUGUGCAUAGUUGACAACACACCCAUGGGUAAAGACAAGUUGGAUCAUGAUACCAAACGUCAAUUUGUCAAUAAAUUGAUGCUUACACGAGGCCAACGAAUGGCACAUAACGUACUCAAAGAUUUUUGGUUAGCCAGCUGGGGGUUGAGUUUGUAG
Messenger RNA from Lodderomyces parapsilosis, 2955 nucleotides. It is a transcript of the gene PDR6, whose product is annotated as Pdr6p. The record is from RefSeq and is a predicted model, not a curated record. The transcript has 2 exons. The coding region runs from base 1 to 2955 and encodes 984 amino acids. Lineage: Eukaryota; Fungi; Ascomycota; Pichiomycetes; Serinales; Debaryomycetaceae. Gene Ontology annotation, cellular component: cytoplasm; nuclear membrane. Gene Ontology annotation, biological process: protein import into nucleus.